This is a messenger RNA of Rana temporaria (common frog), 2676 nucleotides long. It is a transcript of the gene PODXL, whose product is annotated as podocalyxin like. Gene Ontology annotation, biological process: regulation of microvillus assembly; cell migration; positive regulation of cell-cell adhesion mediated by integrin. Bases 311 to 1912 code for a protein of 533 amino acids. The transcript is spliced from 8 exons. The record is from RefSeq and is a predicted model, not a curated record. Gene Ontology annotation, cellular component: apical plasma membrane; microvillus membrane. NCBI's taxonomy places the organism in Eukaryota, Metazoa, Chordata, Amphibia, Anura, Ranidae.
UUUGUCCAUGUCAGACCCCCCCUCUCCCUCCUUGUUAGAGAUCAGAAGUGGGGGGAUUUACAGCAACAAGUGCAUUGCAGAGCGAGCAGGGAAUCCCAGAGCAGUGCACAGAGCAGGAGGGUGCUGAACUACAUGCAGACUGGCAUCUGGAGGGCAGCAGAUUCAUACCCUGGACUGGAUCACCUUUGCCAGCGCUGAGUCAGUGUGUGGGUGAAGCCUCUGGAUAAGAUUAGGCAAGUUCAUCAGCUGCUGAGCCCUGAGAUAAGCAGAGCAGCUUCUCCUUGUGAAGUGGUCAUCAGCUGGAGAAGUCAUGGCCAUCCUGUGCCUAGUCCUGGGAGUCCUGUCUGUUGUGGGUUCUAGUUCUUCACAAGAUCCUUCAGCAGCAAGUGUCGCGGCAUCCGUGGCUCCUAUAACUGUUCCCAAUCAACUUACUAAUGCUGCUGCUGCUGUCUCUCCUACUGUUUCUCAUUCUGGUACCACUGCCGCUCCCGUUGACGCUGCCACUGACGCUCCCGUUGACGCUGCCACUGACGCUCCCGUUGACGCUGCCACUGACGCUGCCACAGCCGCUCCCGCUGACGCUGCCACAGCCGCUGACGCUGCCACUGCCGCACCCGUUGUUGGCACUCUUGCAAAGACAGACUCUUCAGCUACAACCCCCCAUGCUACUACCAUUGCUGGUCACCAAGCCACAUUUACCACACCAUCAAAUAAAGCAUCCACUGGAGCAUCAUCAAACAUUGCAUCUGUUCCGGCAAACAGCUCAUUGGCGGGUCCCGUACCAGUCACAAAACAAGCAGACACCUCUCUAACAGUGGCAACAACUGGUGAAAUUAGUGCUAGCAGAGCAGGCAACUCUGUUACAUCACCUAGCUUGACUAAACAACCUGAAAGAACUAGUGCAACAGGACUUUCUACAGAACCUUCCCAGGCAAGCAAUGCUACGAAAACCAGCUUGAAAUCGACACCUUCAGUUACAGUCGCUGAAACCGCAAUGCCAAUCCCAAUUUCAGGGACUCCCAAAAGCACCAUGAUACAGACGCCAGGUUCAUCAUCAUCACCACCACCUUCGAAGACGACGUCCCCCACCACAGCAGGAGAGACUAAACUGACUAUGACCACUAAGCCCAUGACAGCAAAGCCCCCAAGAAGCUCUCCUUCCGUUCCUACAGCAGAUGCUGAAUUAACAACUCGUGUGAAUAUCAAGGAUAUCACGUCACAGAAGACCACUGAGAAUAAUGAAGUAGAAAAGCCAAUGAAAAAUAUUGAGGUGAGAUGCACAAAUACAACAACAAGCCUGACAUCAAAUGUGAGGAUAAACAUGAAAGGCUCAGCAUUUUGCGGCAAUGAUGGUAAGCGCACAGAAGGUGGACAUUCAACAGAAGACACAAUAUCCAUGGUCGUGUGCAAGGCUUUAAAACCAGGAUACCAGGAAAACCAAGGCAAAUGCAUUAUUCAACUGGCCAGGAUUAGUGACGACGAGUUGGUCAUUACUGAAGCUUUCGUUGAAAGUCACCUCCAGCCAAAGGAAUUGUACACACAACUGAAAAAAAAUGGGGAACAUUUGCAUUUGUUCAGUUAUGGAGAGCCAUAUCCAGAGGAUGAAGAUGUGGUGAGCAUUCCCCUGAUAAGUGCCAUUGUCAGUUUGGCUGUGCUUUUGCUGAUCAUUGCAGCUGCUUAUGGAUGCUGGCACCAGAGAAAGUCUCGUAAGAGAGAACAGAGACUCACUGAAGAGCUCCAGACCAUGGAAAACGGUUACCAUGAUAACCCAACCCUGGAAGUCAUGGAGACUGCUCCAGAGAUGCAAGAGAAGAAGGGUGGCCCUAAUGGAGAACUUGGAGACAGCUGGAUUGUUCCACUUGACAACCUAACAAGAGAGGAUUUAGAAGAAGAAGAGGACACGCAUUUAUAAAGCAAAUGAAAAGCAAUUAGACUGAAUGGGAAACCCAGCGCAAAGUGCAUUAUAUGGCUGGUCAUCAAGCUAAGAUGGACUGCAGCCAACACAUAUAAUGGAGUGCCAGACCUGUCAAGAAAAGGCAGUUUCUACCUUUAGUGACAUCCCAUACACAAACAUAUUACCAAAGGUAUCUUAAGAAGUGACCACAGUAAAUAAGGUAUAUAAAGGAUCUAUAGUAUGUAACUGCUUGGAAGUGUCUGGCCUUUAAAAAAAUGAACUCUUUAUGAUUAGCUGACAGCAGAAUUUUAUGGCAAUUCUGAAACAUUUGUGAUAUAAUUACAAGGAAUUUUAUUGUGCCCAACAUUCUAUUUUGUAUCAUAGAACCAAAAGCUUCACAGGUAUCAAACCUUGUAAUGAGAUGAAAACAAAGUCCUGUCUAUAUAAUCAUUUGUCUGUGGCUAUGGUAAUGGGACCGUCACACCAUGCACUAACCAAUAGCAAAUGCACCAACAGCACUGUUUGUUAAAUCAGUGUACCGAUUAAGAAGUUACUGCCAUCACCUUUGGCAAAGUAAAUGUGUUACUGACUACUGUACGUGUUUCACUGUUUCCCUGAGCAAAUACAGUUAUUCAUAGACCUAUUAACUCAAAACAAUAUUUAACUCCAAUUGAAAACGUUCAGAUUUCAUUAGGAUACUCUAUACUAUUCUGUUUUCAACAGGAAAAUUACCUGUAUUGUAUAUAUGUCUGUAUAUAUAGAGAGAGAGAGAAAGAAAGAGA